AUGGCGCGUCGUUCGGUCCUGCGCGAAAGAAGAAGAAGAAGAUGCAUCUUCUUUCGUGUUUUUUUUGCGUCACAUCGUGGGUGCAUGUGUUCACUUCUCUCGCGACCCUUGGGGAAGAAGUUCUCGACGCUUCAACGUGUCCGAUCAGCAACGGUACAGGCGACCAAGGGUACGCGGAUACCUAUCGCGGCUGGUACGACGCGAGUGGGUGCGGUAUUUGCCAAGAUUACUGCAGAUGGGUUGGAGAUUCAGGUUCUGGUGGCGACCCGAGCGUGA
Messenger RNA from Bathycoccus prasinos, 276 nucleotides. RefSeq lists its product with no specific name. The coding region runs from base 1 to 276 and encodes 91 amino acids. The record is from RefSeq and is a predicted model, not a curated record. Lineage: Eukaryota; Viridiplantae; Chlorophyta; Mamiellophyceae; Mamiellales; Bathycoccaceae. The transcript has a single exon.